UGGUUGAAGAUGGUCUUAUACGACCUGAUCUGCCGGAUACAGCCAACAACGUUGAAAACGGGUGAUGCCGCGCCGGGGACUCUGGCUAUAGGGAGUAGCGACGACCUUAGCUAGCAAUAGCAGCCAGCAGGAACUGUAGAUUGCUGCUGGGCAACAGACUGAGAGUUGCUUGCGCUGCGGCAGCGGAGAAGAGAGAUGAUUGCUGUUCGAUGGGCGGCGCUGCUGGUCGCGCUGGUGGUGGCGUGCGGCAGCGCUGCUGCAGGUGCAGCGGCGGGGGAAGGACCUAACUGGCUGGGCGGGCUGAGCCGGGCGGCGUUCCCCAAGGACUUCGUGUUCGGGACCGCGACGUCGGCGUACCAGGUCGAGGGCGCCGCGUCCACCAACGGCCGAGGCCCCUCCACCUGGGACGCGUUCGUGCACACCCCAGGAAACAUUGUAUACAAUCAGACGGCAGAUGUCGCAGUGGAUCAAUAUCAUCGCUACAGGGAAGAUGUCGACCUCAUGAAAAGUUUGAAUUUUGAUGCCUACCGGUUUUCAAUCUCAUGGUCCAGGAUCUUCCCAGAUGGCGAGGGAAGAGUCAAUCCAGAAGGUGUUGCCUAUUACAACAAUCUGAUAAACUACCUGCUUCGGAAAGGCAUUACACCGUACGCCAAUCUUUACCAUUCCGAUCUCCCUCUUGCGCUUCAGAACAAGUAUGGAGGGUGGUUAAAUGCCAAGAUGGCGAAACUGUUCACAGACUAUGCCGACUUCUGUUUUAAGACUUUUGGCGACCGUGUAAAGCAUUGGUUUACAUUCAAUGAGCCAAGGAUAGUAGCACUACUUGGUUAUGACGCUGGGUCGAUUCCUCCUCAAAGGUGUACCAAAUGCUCUGCUGGUGGGAAUUCAGCAACGGAACCUUAUAUCGUUGCUCAUAAUUUUCUCUUGUCACAUGCUGCUGCUGUGUCAAGAUACCGUAACAAGUAUCAGGCUGCUCAGAAAGGAAAGGUUGGAAUAGUUCUGGACUUCAAUUGGUAUGAAGCUCUCACAAACUCAACCGAAGACCAAGCAGCGGCUCAAAGAGCAAGGGAUUUCCAUGUUGGUUGGUUUGCUGAUCCAUUAAUAAAUGGACAUUAUCCACAGAUAAUGCAAGAUAUUGUGAAAGAGAGGCUGCCCAAGUUUACUCCGGAGCAAGCUAAGUUGGUCAAGGGCUCAGCGGAUUACAUUGGGAUCAAUCAAUACACCGCUAGCUACGUGAAGGGCCAGAAACUGCUCCAGCAGAAGCCUACUAGCUACUCAGCUGAUUGGCAGGUUCAAUAUGUUUUAGAACGGAACGGCAAACCGAUCGGACCACAGGCGAAUUCAAAGUGGCUUUACAUCGUCCCAGAAGGGAUGUACGGUUGUGUGAACUAUCUGAAGCACAAGUAUGGAAAUCCAACAGUUUUCAUAACCGAGAACGGAAUGGAUCAGCCAGGAAACUUGACUCGUGGCCAGUACCUGCACGACACCACAAGGGUGCAAUUCUACAAAGGCUACCUCGCUGAGCUGAGGAAAGCCAUCGAUGACGGCGCCGACGUGGCUGGCUACUUCGCUUGGUCUCUCCUCGACAACUUCGAGUGGCAGUCAGGUUACACGUCCAAGUUUGGAAUCGUCUACGUCGACUUCAGCACGCCCAAGCUCGAACGACACCCCAAGGCGUCAGCCUACUGGUUCAGAGACAUGCUCCAGAAACACUUAUGAGCGUCUAACAACCAAGCCUGAAAUAGGUACCAUUAAAUUUCUUCAGCGUUGCCUAAGCUAGUGGCCAUAUUAUUGUAGCAAAAGUUGUAAGCUAGCACAGUGCAAGGGUAUCAAAAAUUAUAAACGGGCAAUGAAUUUGUAUGUUCCAUGCUAAUUGCAUUUUACCAUCGGUCUUGAAAAUUAUCUAGCGAGUUGUCAUCUA
Zea mays is the source of this 1918-nucleotide messenger RNA. RefSeq names its product beta-glucosidase 7. Lineage: Eukaryota; Viridiplantae; Streptophyta; Magnoliopsida; Poales; Poaceae. The transcript has 11 exons. Bases 196 to 1716 code for a protein of 506 amino acids. The record is from RefSeq and is a predicted model, not a curated record. Gene Ontology annotation, biological process: carbohydrate metabolic process. Gene Ontology annotation, molecular function: beta-glucosidase activity.